Molecule: messenger RNA, 509 nt
Organism: Talpa occidentalis (Iberian mole)
Lineage: Eukaryota; Metazoa; Chordata; Mammalia; Eulipotyphla; Talpidae
Product: glycosyltransferase-like domain-containing protein 1
Exons: 4
Molecular function (GO): glycosyltransferase activity
Source: RefSeq, a predicted model, not a curated record
GUGUCACAAAUUAUAAUUUUAUAUUUAUUUCCAGGGAACACGAUAAAGAUCCAGAGAGUUUUUUUAAGGUAUUAAUGCAUCUGAAGGACUUAGGACUCAAUUUCCAUGUAUCUGUCCUUGGAGAAACCUUCACAGAUGUCCCAGAUAUAUUUUCAGAGUCCAAAAAGGCAUUGGGAUCGUCUGUCUUACAUUGGGGCUACUUACCCAGCAAAGAUGACUAUUUCCAAGUACUGUGCAUGGCUGAUGUUGUCAUCUCAACAGCUAAGCAUGAAUUCUUUGGAGUGGCAAUGUUGGAAGCUGUGUAUUGUGGUUGUUACCCACUUUGUCCCAAAGAUUUGGUUUAUCCUGAAAUAUUUCCAGCUGAAUAUCUGUAUUCUACACCUGAACAGCUUUCAAAAAGGCUCCAGAAUUUCUGCAAGAGACCAGAUAUUGUAAGAAAACAUCUCUAUAAGGUAGUUAUUGAGAAGAGAUUUACGUAGUAUAAAUGCCAUAUUGAAGUACAAAGAAAA